AGCCCUCUCUUAAUGAAAAUCUGUUUUAAACAGUUAAUUUCUUCUUGCGUUUUGCCUUAAAAUGAAUCUUCAAGUGGCUGCGCUCAUCGCUGCGCUUUUGUGCGCGCUCUCCACCGGUGCAGCACAACACCUGGACACAGUUGGGCUGGCAGACAGUGUUCACGGGUCUGUGGAGCUCCUACAAGUCUCCAAUAGCACUAACUCUUCUGGUCUGAUCUAUGGAUUCAUAUCCUGUGGAGUGUCCGCUCUCUUCUACGGGAGCAACUUCGUGCCAGUGAAAAAGAUAGACACUGGAGAUGGAAUGUUUUUCCAGUGGAUUCUUUGUGCUGCUAUAUGGACCGUAUCCCUAGUGGUAAACAUCAUUCUGAACAGUCCAAAAUUUUGGCCUAUUGUUAUGCUGGGAGGAGCCAUCUGGGCCACUGGUAAUAUAACUGUAGUUCCUAUUGUAAAGACUAUCGGGCUUGGUCUUGGCCUUCUUAUAUGGGCUUCUGUUAAUCUGCUUAUGGGCUGGGCCAGUUCACGGUUUGGCUGGUUUGAUAUUGAAGCUGAGAGUGUUUCCAAACCAGUACUUAACUACUGUGGGGCAGGUCUUUGUUUACUGAGUGCCAUUGUGUUUUUUUUUGUGAAGAGUGAUGUGCAACGGUUACCAACAUCUGAAGAAACAACAUUAUUAAUAGAUCACACUGUGAACUCAGAAGUUGUGGCCGUGACUGAUGAAUCCUGGGUGGAUGCACUAAGCCCACGCAACAAACGUCUUGUGGGGUCACUGCUUGCUGUCGUAGCUGGACUGCUGUACGGGUCAUCAUUUAUUCCAGUUCUGUACGUUAAAUAUCAUGCAGCUGAUCCACACAGCCAAUACAGAGGAGCUAGCCAGUUUGAUCUGGAUUAUGUCUUUGCCCAGUAUUGUGGGAUCUUUCUCACUAGUACUGUGUAUUUCAUCCUCUACUGUGCCAUCAAAAAGAAUAAACCGCAAGUGUUUCCAAAAGCUGUACUGCCAGGGUUUGUGUCAGGCUUGAUGUGGGGAGUGGCCACAUGCUGCUGGUUCCUGGCCAAUCACUAUCUCAGUCCUGUAGUGAGCUUCCCUAUUAUCACCACAGUUCCUGGAGUGAUUGCUGCUCUCUGGGGUGUUGUGGUUUUCAGGGAAGUUAAGGGUUUGCGAAAUUACAUUGUCCUCAUCAUAGCAUUUUGUUUUGUUUUAUCUGGGGCUUUAUUGACUGCAUUUUCAAAGCUUUAAUGAAGUCCUUUAAAUAGAAGUACAUGGAAUGCUCAACGCAUUUAUGGCACAUAUUUUUUAACUGGAGAUUACAUUUACAUUUUAUUUGUACAUUUAAAAUCACUUUUAUUGUCUUAAAUAGUUGUUAUACUGUGCAUCAGAGUUGUAGCAGUUUUAGGAAGCACUUUAAUGUAGGUUGUGUAACACCAAUUAUUUUAACAUUAAUUGUGAAGCCUCAGCUGUUCAGGGAAAUGUUUCAAGUGCAAUAUUAUCACAGUUUUUAUGUUGUGUAUGAAUGUAUACUCAUAGACAACCUUUUGUUAUGUUUACACAAUAAUGGACCUCAUUUGACUGUUUGCACAUAAUUGAUUUGUGGUUUUUAAUUAAUGAUGGAUUUAAAGGAAAAGGAUAAAAAAGGGAUGGUGUUAGGACUUUUUCUAGAGAUACCUCUCUGUAUCAAUUCUGUGAAAACAAAUGAUUUUUUAGAUUCAAGUCUGAAAUGUUCAAACUGAACUCUCCGAUUUGGGUGAUUCAUACGAAAGCAUCUGCAAGAACUUUUUCUGAUUGCCAUUACUUAUAAUAAUUUAUAAUCUCAUUUAAUUUUCAAUUUUUUUCUAAUAUGAAGUUAAGUGUUUUUAUCUAUUUAUACAUUUUCCGUUCUGUUAGUUUCUAUCCUUAUGGUUGUAAAGUAGUGCCUUUUCUUUUAAAAUAUUCUUUCUUUUGUUUUUUGAAUUAAACGUGACUG
Molecule: messenger RNA, 1958 nt
Organism: Triplophysa dalaica
Lineage: Eukaryota; Metazoa; Chordata; Actinopteri; Cypriniformes; Nemacheilidae
Gene: tmem144a
Product: transmembrane protein 144a
Exons: 12
Coding region: 62-1234 (390 amino acids)
Biological process (GO): carbohydrate transmembrane transport
Cellular component (GO): membrane
Molecular function (GO): carbohydrate transmembrane transporter activity
Source: RefSeq, a predicted model, not a curated record